AUGGUAGAAGAGCUACAUUUGAAUCCUGAAGCUUUUAACAACAUGCAAAACCUACGAUUCUUACAAUUUUAUGGGUUUGAACAUGGAAAGAAUGUGCCUGAAUCUGAUUCCUCUGCAUUCCGUCGUAUCUUGAGAUGGUUGAAAAGAGAAAACUCCAAUGAUGGAAAGGUGCAUGGUUUCAAGAAACUUAAGUUUGAUUUCUAUGAGAUAAGACACUUUUGCUUUCAUGGAUAUCCUGACAAAUCAUUGCCGUCAAAUUUUAAUCCAAAGAACCUUGUUGCACUUUACAUGCCUCAUAGCAAAGUUGAAAAACUUUGGACUGGUAACCAGGUUUUUGUUAAUUUGAAACAUAUUGACCUCAGUCACUCUGAGCAUCUAUGCAAAAUACCAGAUUUUUCACUUAUGUCAAAUCUUGAGAGCUUGAAUCUUGAAGAUUGUACAAAUUUGCUUGAGAGUUUCUCAUCUAUCCAUAAUCUCCAUAAACUUGUUAUCUUGAAUCUACAAGGAUGCAAACGCUUUGAUAAUCUUCCAAUUAGUUUUAAUUGCCAAUCUCUUCGAGAAGUUAAUCUCUCCAAUUGCUCAAAUCUCGAAAGAGUUCAAUAUCUCCCUAAGUCAGUUGAAGAGUUAUAUCUAGAUGGAACUGCAAUAAAAGAAUUGCAAUCAAUAGAGCAUCUAUUCAAACUAGAGAAAUUGAGUCUUAGAAGAUGUUCAAGGCUUGAAAGGUUACCAGAGAGUUUUCGUGAGUUAAAAUCUCUUAAAUGUUUUUAUCUCUCGGGUUGUUCUAAACUCGACAAAUUGCCUAAUGACAUGGGAAAUUUACGAACUCUGGAGGUACUGGAACUAGAGGAAAUUUCUUUUGCAGAAAUACCGGCAUUUAUGACAAGUUUAAUCAACCUGGAGACAUUAUCUUUGACAAGAUGUAAGAUGCAGAAGCGAUCGGAUAUCCCACUCUUCGAUUUAUCUGUCUUCCAAAGAAUGAAAGAGCUAGAUCUGAGUGAUUGUUGCAUCAAGGUCUUACCCGACAGUAUUGGCGAAUUACUCUCACUGCAAUGGUUAUUUCUUAGUGGAAACAAUUUGGAGACGAUACCAGAGAGCAUCAAAAACCUCUCUGGCCUGAAAACGCUUCUUUUAACCGAUUGCCACAAGCUUAAAUGCUUACCGGAGCUUCUAAGCAGUUUAAUGAGAUUUAGUGCACAGAAUUGCGAAUCUCUUGAAUCAAUGUCAAGUUUACCAGCUAUAUUCCUAUGCACAGAUUCUUUUAUUACCACCAUCGACUUCUCUGAUUGUUCCAAAUUAAAAUUAGAGAUGACAGAUGCUCUCUUGACUAUUGGGAGAAGUGCAACAGACUAUUUCUCUCAACUAUUCUAUCGCGAUAAAGUAAGUCUCUCUCUCACUUUUUCUGUUUUCUUAUGA
Mangifera indica (mango) is the source of this 1413-nucleotide messenger RNA. Its product is annotated as disease resistance-like protein DSC1. The transcript is spliced from 2 exons. The coding region runs from base 1 to 1413 and encodes 470 amino acids. Gene Ontology annotation, molecular function: protein binding. NCBI's taxonomy places the organism in Eukaryota, Viridiplantae, Streptophyta, Magnoliopsida, Sapindales, Anacardiaceae. The record is from RefSeq and is a predicted model, not a curated record.